Choloepus didactylus (southern two-toed sloth) is the source of this 3386-nucleotide messenger RNA. RefSeq names its product GC-rich sequence DNA-binding factor 2-like. Gene Ontology annotation, molecular function: DNA binding. The coding region runs from base 142 to 2778 and encodes 878 amino acids. The transcript has 21 exons. Gene Ontology annotation, cellular component: nucleus. The record is from RefSeq and is a predicted model, not a curated record. Lineage: Eukaryota; Metazoa; Chordata; Mammalia; Pilosa; Megalonychidae. Gene Ontology annotation, biological process: mRNA splicing, via spliceosome.
GACUAUAUUUCGUUGGAUGUAAACCAUACCUCCACCAUCUCUGGUGUGAAGAAAAACAGUGGUGAAGAUCCUGAGAGUGAACCUGAUGACCAUGAAAAAAGAAUACCGUUUACCCCCAAGCCUCAAACACUUAGACAAAGAAUGGCCGAAGAAACAACAACAAGAAAUGAAGAAACAAGUGAAGAAAGUCAGGAAGAAGAAAAUCAAGAUAUUUGGGAACAGCAGCAAAUGAGGAAAGCAGUUAAAAUCUUAGAGGGAGGAGACAUAGACCUUUCCUACAGCAGUGAAUCUCAAACAAUGAAGAAAAAGUUUGAUACUUCGAUUUCAUUUCCACCAAUAAAUUUAGAAAUUAUAAAGAAGCAAUUAAAUACUAAAUUAAUGUUACUGCAGGAUACUCAUCGUUCACAUCUGAGGGAGUUUGAAAAAUACAAAGAAGAUGUCAAGACCUCAAAGAGUAUGAUCCAGAAUCUAGAGAAUUCAUCAAAUCAGGCUCUAAAUUAUAAAUUCUAUAAAAGCAUGAAAAUUUAUGUGGAAAAUUUAAUUGACUGUCUUAAUGAAAAGAUUAUCAGCAUCCAAGAAAUAGAAUCAUCCAUGCAUGCACUCCUUUUAAAACAAGCCAUGACCUUUAUGAAACGCAGGCAAGAUGAAUUAAAACAUGAAUCAACAUAUUUACAACAGUUAUCACAUUCAGAAAAUAUUGUUUUAGAACCCAAAACGGUUGAUCUUUCAACAGAUAAAGAGAAUGGAACACACUACUCCUCAGAAAGUAAGGAUGAUCAGAGUCCAUCUUCUGACAGUUCCAGCUCUCCAGAAGAAAAUGAAUUUUCGUCAGUAGUUCAGAUCCCUGAUACAGCUUUUAUUCAGGCAGCCCGCAGAAAACGUGAAUUGGCUAGGGCCAAAGAUGACUAUAUUUCGUUGGAUGUAAACCAUACCUCCACCAUCUCUGGUGUGAAGAAAAACAGUGGUGAAGAUCCUGAGAGUGAACCUGAUGACCAUGAAAAAAGAAUACCAUUUACCCCCAAGCCUCAAACACUUAGACAAAGAAUGGCCGAAGAAACAACAACAAGAAAUGAAGAAACAAGUGAAGAAAGUCAGGAAGAAGAAAAUCAAGAUAUUUGGGAACAGCAGCAAAUGAGGAAAGCAGUUAAAAUCUUAGAGGGAGGAGACAUAGACCUUUCCUACAGCAGUGAAUCUCAAACAAUGAAGAAAAAGUUUUAUACUUCGAUUUCAUUUCCACCAAUAAAUUUAGAAAUUAUAAAGAAGCAAUUAAAUACUAAAUUAACGUUACUACAGGAUACUCAUCGUUCACAUCUGAGGGAGUUUGAAAAAUACAAAGAAGAUGUCAAGACCUCAAAGAGUAUGAUCCAGAAUCUAGAGAAUUCAUCAAAUCAGGCUCUAAAUUAUAAAUUCUAUAAAAGCAUGAAAAUUUAUGUGGAAAAUUUAAUUGACUGUCUUAAUGAAAAGAUUAUCAGCAUCCAAGAAAUAGAAUCAUCCAUGCAUGCACUCCUUUUAAAACAAGCCAUGACCUUUAUGAAACGCAGGCAAGAUGAAUUAAAACACGAAUCAACAUAUUUACAGCAGUUAUCACGCAACACUGAGACAUCAACAAAUGAAAGCUUGGCUACUGAUGAAAAAACUCAACAGGUUUUAGAAGAGAUUGAAUCCCGAAGGGCACAAAGAAGACAGGCAAGGACACUUUCUGGGAAUUGCAAUCACGAGGAAGGAACUUCUAGUGAUGAUGAACUGUCUUCAGCAGAAAUGACUGAAUUCCAAAAGGGCCAAGAUGACAUUUUACAGAAUCAUAAGAAGAUUUUUGAAGAUGUACAGGAUGAUUUUUGUAACGUCCAGAAUAUUUUGUUGAAAUUUCGGCAGUGGCGAGAAAAGUUUCCUGAUUCAUAUUAUGAAGCUUUCAUUAGUUUAUGCAUACCAAAGCUUUUAAAUCCCCUAAUACGAAUUCAGUUGAUUGACUGGAAUCCUCUUAAGCUGGAUUGCAUAGGUUUAAAACAGAUGCCUUGGUUCACAUCUAUAGAAGAAUUUAUGGAGGAUUCGAAGAAGGAAGGUGGUUCGGAUAAAAAAAUCUUGUCUGCUGUCAUCAACAAAACAAUUAUUCCUCAACUUUCAGACUUUGUAGAAUUCAUUUGGGAUCCCUUGUCGACCUCGCAGACAACAAGUUUAAUAACACAUUGCAGAAUGAUUCUUGAAGAACAUUCCACUUGUGAAAAUGAAGUUAGUAAAGUCAAACAGGAUUUACUUAAAUCCAUUGUUUCAAGAAUAAAGAAGGCAGUAGAAGAUGAUGUGUUUAUUCCACUGUAUCCAAAGAGUGUCAUAGAAGACAAAACAUCACCACAUUCAAAGUUCCAAGAGAGACAGUUCUGGUCAGGUCUAAAGCUCUUCAGCAAUAUUCUUCUUUGGAAUGAGCUUCUCCCAGAUGAGGCCUUACGAGAGCUAGCACUGGAGAAUUUGCUAAAUCGCUACCUUAUUAUAGCUCUUCUUAAUGCCCUACCUGGGCCAGAAGUUGUUAAAAAGUGCAAUCAGGUAGCAGCAUGUCUACCAGAAAAAUGGUUUGAAAAUCCUGCCAUGAAUACAUCUGUUCCCCAACUAGAAAACUUCAUCCAGUUUUUAUUACAGUCUGUACAUAAAUUAUCUAAAAGUGAAUUCAGGAAUGAAGUCAAAGAUAUAAUUCUUAUUCUGGUGAAAAUAAAAGCUUUGAAUCAAGCAGAAUCCUUCGUAGAGAAAUAUCACCUAGACCAUCUUAAAUCAGUAAUUAAAGAAGUUUAAGUAAAUUGUUAUAAGAAAGUACAAAAAUGAGAUUUUAAUAUGGUCAUACUCAGUUGCUGGCUUGAAAACAAGCUGGUGCAGUAGUCUCUUCUUCAUUUCCAGUAAUGGAGGAGAGGAUUGGCAAGAAAGCAGGACUCCAUCCUUCCAUUCCCGGCUUCCACAUUCUACCAGCCUAUACCUGAAAGGUUCCUCCUCCUGAUUCUGAGGUGUUUGAGGAAAUUAAGCGCACAGGAGCAGUAAGAGUUCAAUUAUUUCCAUUUGAUUAUUUUGAGUUCUUUUCCAAGUAAAGAAGGGAGUUGGAGAAACCUUGCUUGUAUCUGUUUGGCUAAAACAUCAUUUAGUUUUCUUCAUUUAUGUCUAUUUUCAAAUAAGUUUUUAAAAAAUGGAAAUUUAUAAUGAGAUUCUUACAUGAAAUUAAUUAUUUGUUAAUAAUACAAAUGAUUAAAGCAUUUUAAGGCUUUUGAUAAACUGAUUGUCAACUUGCCCUUCAGAAAUAUAUACCAAUUUAUUGUAUUAACACACAUAUAAGAAUGUCAAUGAAUGCCCAUCAGCAAUAAGUAUUACCAUUUUUUUAAAGUUCAUUGCAAAUUUGAUAGGUGAAAAAAAUC